Molecule: messenger RNA, 947 nt
Organism: Ochotona curzoniae (black-lipped pika)
Lineage: Eukaryota; Metazoa; Chordata; Mammalia; Lagomorpha; Ochotonidae
Gene: PROK1
Product: prokineticin 1
Exons: 3
Coding region: 522-839 (105 amino acids)
Source: RefSeq, a predicted model, not a curated record
GUGUGUGUCUUCUCAGCUACCUCUGCGCUGAGCCCACGCUGAGUGCUGGCUUGUUGGCCUCAGUGAGUGGGAACUGAUAAUCCCAGCUGUUGCAUGCUUUGGUGCAGAGAAGGAUAAAUGGUGAUGUUUCAAAUCCCUUAAUUCAUUGCCAGAGCCUUGCUUAGAGAGAAGAGCAUCGGUGUAGCGUAUGGAGAUAUGGAAAUGUCUGAGGCGCUACAGUCGUGGGAGAGUUAGAGCGACUGUCAGAGCCUCAGCUGCAUCCAUUUUUAUUUUUGAUGGUGCUUUGAGAUAGUUAGGAUUCAGGUCUCAUCUUUGCCUCUGAGCUCAUCUGAAUAAUAGUGAUGAGGAAAGGAAACGCAGAGGGCUGGCAGCCACAGGCAACCCCCGAAACGACCAUAUAUAUCGGGGAGGAGGCAGGGGAGCACGAGAGCCUAGCCUCCCCAGCUGGCCCAGCACAAGGCUGAACGAGUGGAAGCUAGAGGCGUCAGAGCUAACAUUGCUCUGCCUUCACCCCAGUGGCCAUGAGGGGUGCCAUCCAGGUCUCCAUCAUGCUCCUCCUGGUCGCCGUGUCCGACUGUGCCGUGAUCACCGGGGCCUGCGAGCGGGAUGUCCAGUGUGGGGUGGGCACCUGCUGUGCCGUCAGCGUCUGGCUGCGGGGGCUUCGGAUGUGCACCCCGAUGGGGCGCCAAGGAGAGGAGUGUCACCCUGGAAGCCACAAGAGACCCUUCCUCGGGAAGCGCCAGCACCACACGUGUCCCUGCUCGCCCAAGCUGCUCUGUUCCCGGUUCCUGGAUGGCAGGUACCGCUGUUCGGCAGACCUGAAGAGAAUCAACUUGUAGAGCUCCCAGUACUCAGGCCAUGCACCGGGUCCCCGCCCCCAGCCCUGCCUGGACUGUCCACUGUGCUCCUGCUCCCCUCAGCUGCUUUGGUCCACAGUGCUCACCUGG